AUGGGUCUCCUAAACCGCCUACGCGUGCCCGUCGCAGCUGGCACCUCCGACCUCCAAGGCCGCGAUGCCCUCCUAGACAACGACGACAUCCGCCCUCUCAAACUCGCCGACAGGACCUGGACGCAAUGGACCUACUUCACCUUCUGGUUCUCCGCCGUGGCCACCGUAUCGAACUGGUACGCCUCGUCGACGGCGCAGGCGCUGGGGCUCUCCAUGUGGGAAUCCCUCGGCUGCGCGUUCGGCGGGCAGUGCCUCAUCGCCGUCAUCAUCACGCUCAACGGCCGGCCCGGCGCGACGUACCACGUCGGGUUCCCCGUGUUCUGCCGCACGGCCUUCGGCAUCUACGGCGCGUGGUGGCCGACAUUCAACCGCGCCGUCAUGGCCAUCGUGUGGAACGGCGUCAACGCCGUCCAGGGCGGCCAGUGCAUCUACGUCAUGCUGCACGCCAUCAUCCCCGGCAUCGCCGACAUCCCAAACACCAUGGGCGACGGCAGCGCGCUGACGACGGCGGGCAUGAUUGGCUUCGUCAUCUUCUGGCUCAUCACCUGCGCCUUCCUCGUCAUCCCCGUCCCCAGGAUGAAGGGUCUGGUGUACGCCAAGCUCGUCGUCUUCGUCGUCUCCGCCGUCGCGAUGCUCGCGUGGACUGCCACCAAGGCAGGCGGUCUGGGCCCCGUAGUAAGGAGGGGCGGCACGGCGACGGGGUCCAAGAGGGCAUGGCUGAUUGUGCAGUUCUUCAUGCUGGGUGCGGCUAACUGUGCCACGUUUGCGAGCAACGCCGCCGACUUCCAGCGGUAUGCGAAGAAGAAGAACGACGUCAUCAUCGGAAACAUCUUUGGGUUCCCCGUCGCAAACCUCAUCGUUGCCGCCGUGGGGAACUUGGUCUGCGCCUCGAGCAAGCUGAUCUUUGGCGAGCUCAUCUGGAACCCCAUCACGUUGUUGGACACCCUCCAGACGGCCGAGUAUACGGCCGCCAACCGCGCCGGGUGUUUCUUCAUCGCGGGUUGUUUUGCGUAUUGCUGCAUCUUCAGCUCCAUUUUUGAGAACUCUCUGCCGGCGGGCAACGACAUUGCCGCCUUGUUUCCAAAGUAUCUCACAGUAAGACGGGGCUUUUUCGUGUGCGCCGUCAUUUCCUUUGCCAUCAACCCCUGGUUCCUCUUGGGGUCCGCCUCCGUCUUCGUAUCGUUCCUGUCCUCCUAUCAAACCUUCCUCUCCGCCAUCACCGGCGUGCUCCUGGUGAACUACUACAUCGUCGGCCGCGGACGAAUCCACAUCCCCGACGCCUUCACCUCGAUGAAGACGGGAGCGUACUACUACACCCACGGCUGGAACGUGCGGGCCUACGUCGCUUACGUCGUCGGCAUCCUUCCCAACUUUUACGGGUUCCUGAACAACAUGGGCGUGGCCGCGCCCGUCGGCAUCACGAGGUUCUACUUCUUCGCGUACUGGGUUGGGUUGGCGCUGUCGGGAUUCACGUUCUGGGCGGCUUGCAAGAUCUGGCCGCCGCCGAUCAUGGAGGAGCGGUGGAUCGAGCCGAGGGAUUACGUUCGCCCUGAGGAGGAGGGCGAGGGAGAUGUGAUUAUGGCUGUUCCCAUGCCUGAGAACGCAACUGGUGUGGACGCUGAGAAAAUCAGCGAAAAGGCGGCGACAAAGGUAUAA
Messenger RNA from Colletotrichum truncatum, 1656 nucleotides. Its product is annotated as NCS1 nucleoside transporter. Gene Ontology annotation, biological process: nucleobase transport; transmembrane transport. Gene Ontology annotation, cellular component: plasma membrane. NCBI's taxonomy places the organism in Eukaryota, Fungi, Ascomycota, Sordariomycetes, Glomerellales, Glomerellaceae. Gene Ontology annotation, molecular function: nucleobase transmembrane transporter activity. The record is from RefSeq and is a predicted model, not a curated record.